AUGAAAUUUUGAAUAUGAGUAAAAAUGUUGUACUUGGAUAUUAGAAUACGAAGAACAUAACGAAGGAAGACACGUGAUAUGAAAUUUUGCAUGAUGAAACCUUAUCGUAAUGGUAAAAGAAAUAGCCACAAAACAUAAGUGGAGGCUGAUAGUUCUCCAUGUAGUUAUCUAUCUUCAUUAGUUUUUCUCUCUCUCGAUCAUUCACUCCAAUGGACAACAGCGACACUAACACACCGACCACCGCAGAGGCAGAAGUAGCACACGAUUUCCCCGGUCUCAUCCGUGUCUUCACUGACGGUCGCAUCCAACGUUUCAAAGGAACCGACGUCGUUCCACCCUCCACCCCCACCACUCACCCCGUCUCCUCCAAAGACGUCAAUCUCAAUCCUCAUUCCACUCUCUCCGCUCGCCUCUUCCUCCCGACACCUCCAUCCACCACCACCAACCACCGCCGCCGCCUCCCUCUCUUGGUCUAUUUCCACGGCGGUGGCUUCUGUACCUCCUCCCCCUUCACCUCAACCUACCACCACUACAUCGCAGCUGUCGCUGCCGAAGCCAAGCUCGUCGCAGUCUCCGUCCAGUACAGGCUGGCCCCGGAGCACCCUAUUCCGGCAGCGUAUGAGGAUUCAUGGGCUGCACUGCAGUGGGUCGCGUCACAUCGCAGUAACGCUGGACCAGAACCUUGGUUGAAUGAAAAUGUAGACUUCGGAAGAGUGUUCUUGGCCGGGGACAGUGCUGGUGCCAACAUAGUGCAUAACUUAACUAUGUUACUUGGGGACCCAGACUGGGACAUUGGCAUGGACAUCCUAGGAGUUUGUCUUGUCCACCCGUAUUUCUGGGGAUCGGUUCCUUUGGGAUCCGAGACCAUGGAUUUGGAUAGGAGAGCUUUUGUGAACCGACUGUGGCCCUUUGUGUGUCCGGAGUUGCCGGACAAUGAUGACCCACGGAUUAACCCGGUGGGGGAGGGAUCACCGAGCUUGGCGUGGCUAGGGUGCAGGAGGGUGCUGAUUUGUGUGGCGGAGAAGGAUGUGCUAAAGGAGAGAGGGUGGAUUUACUACAGUUCUUUGAGUAGAAGUGGGUGGAUAGGGGUGGUGGAAAUUAAGGAGACUCAAGGGGAGGGUCAUGUCUUUCAUCUUCAUGACUUGGCUAGUGACAAGGCUCAGGAUUUGAUCAAAAGCUUGGCUCGUUUCUUCAACAGAGAUCAGCCUCCUUCAAUUUAAUGCACUACUCGUGUAAUUCAACCAGGACUAGCAAGCUAUAGCAUUGGUUCCAAUUCAUUCGUGUUUUAAGUAUGCUUUCUGUUUA
Molecule: messenger RNA, 1305 nt
Organism: Vigna angularis (adzuki bean)
Lineage: Eukaryota; Viridiplantae; Streptophyta; Magnoliopsida; Fabales; Fabaceae
Product: probable carboxylesterase 13
Exons: 1
Coding region: 210-1220 (336 amino acids)
Molecular function (GO): hydrolase activity
Source: RefSeq, a predicted model, not a curated record